AUGAGUGGGCGCGGUGCUCAAGACCAUAUUCCCCCACUGGCACCAUUCCCGGCUUCGAACAAAAGAGGCAGCCUGGGUGCCAAUGUCUACGAGGGAUAUCUCGACUCAUGGCUUUCUAGUAUCGAAUUCCGCCUUCGGUUGAGCGACGGAGACUUUGCAAAGGUACAAUUCUCACAGUCAACAAGCGAUGCCGAAUUCCUGCGUUCCUUGCUCGAAUGCGCCAGCCAUGAAAGAUGGGCCUUGUCACGCUCACAGAAAGAACGGCUUCUGCUAAAACGAGCGUAUAUGCUUCUCAAACGUCUUCUAUUGGGGACAGAUGUUCCGUUCGACUUCAAAGAUUCCAAAUUGGUCAGCAUGCUUUGUCUUGUCAGCUCAGUCUAUGGCUCCAUUGCCGACUUGAAAACUACUAUCCAUUCACUGUGGGCCAGGGACAAGGUACAAAUGAGCAGUGCAAUCGAGAGCUGGAAGCGAAUCACAUCGGAGUCUCUCUCCGCUCAACCGUACCAAGAGACCGUGUCCGAAACUUUAAGGCUCUUUAACCCGUUCCUCAAGGUUUCACCCGAGGCAGGUCUCGUCUUGAUGACUGGCUCUGAUUACAUCGAGUCGCUUAUGGAAGCCUACAGUCGCUCGUGUGGACUACCUGGCGCUCUUGAACUUCCCAAACUGUUGACAGAGAACCUCUUCUACUGCCUGAGAAGCCUCAUGUCAGACGGGUUACAGAACAGCUCUCUGCUAUUGGAUCAUCUCUUCCACUUGAAAUCAGAAACUGAUCGGGCGACAAAGUCCAACGCUUCCACGCCGACCCUCUGCUCGAGCCUGGUAUGCCAAACAUCUUUCUUAAGGCAUUUGGCCGCCGAUAGCUCUGUUACUUCUGGGAAGCGAGGGCAAAGCUUGUUCGAUGCACUCACAGCGUACCGUCAGAAUAGCGCACAUCUGUACCCUGCGCCAGGGCCUCGGCGGAGGAAACCAGCUAAGGGGAAGGCUCGGGCUGAUAUCCCUGAAGCUAUGCACAUUCACAAAGCUUCCCAAGUGUCGCAAGUACACGAGCUUUUUCCUAACCUAUCCAAUAACUACAUCCUGCGACUCCUGGACCAUUUCAAUGACGAUCCAGAGGCGGUAAUUGCUGCGUUACUUGAACCGGACUCUCUUCCACCCAGCCUCCGCGAGUCAAAUGGGUCCGAAACCCUCUCGAUAAGCUUUGAUGGACCAGCACAUGAUCUGGCACCGCGGCCUACCCCGCCAUUACUUCCACAGAGAAAGAGUGUGUUUGAUGGAGACGAUUUCGACCGGUUGCAAAUUUCGGCACAACGGCUGCACAAAGGCCGGAAAGAGAUCAAAAUUGAGGAGGAUGGUGGGGACGAGCACGUCCGAAGAAAGGCUGCGAUCAUGGCUGCCUUGGCUGCGUUUGACAGCGAUGACGACGAACGGGAUGACAGUUACGAUGUCGCUGAUGUUGGGGGCACGGUUGACUCGACGGUAGACACAGACUCUCGGUCAAAACCAGAGCACCAGCUUGAUCAAAAUCUGCACGAAGAAUCGUUGUUCCGAGCAUGGAAGGACAAUGAAGAGCUGUUUGCACGCGAUAGCAAAACACGAGCGUCUACAAUACGGCAAGAUCUGAAGCGCCAGACGGGCAUGAGCGACGAACAGCUUGAAGGAUGGGCAAUCAUGCUGAAGAAGAAUCAAAAGCUCCAAGACCGUCUGGAGCAUAAGUAUUCAGCUUUGGGAACGUUCCGGGGGAACCAGACGGAGCUUGCUGCUACGAGGUGGCAAGAUGAUACCGCUGAGGAGAGUGAGGAAGCCGGAAGCAGUAAUCCGGACGGUCGAAUAGGCCAGGCAAGGUCGCGUGGAAGGGGUCGUGCUCAUGGCCGUGGAGGAAGCACAGCAGGUCCCAGUGGCGAUGCCUCAACACAAGCGGCGAGGAAGCGCAAAGAACAAGGCAGGGGAAGGGGAGGGGCAAACCAUGGCCGACGAGAGGGACGUACCCGUAAGAUCGGAAGAGGCAUGGCAGGGCCAGCUUCCUGA
Molecule: messenger RNA, 2025 nt
Organism: Exophiala spinifera
Lineage: Eukaryota; Fungi; Ascomycota; Eurotiomycetes; Chaetothyriales; Herpotrichiellaceae
Exons: 1
Coding region: 1-2025 (674 amino acids)
Molecular function (GO): ubiquitin binding
Source: RefSeq, a predicted model, not a curated record